GACUGAGGGCUGUACCCAUAAUAUUCUUUUCUUUUUAACUCUUGGGGACAAACAUAGCCUAGGAGCCGUAAGGUACUUUCUGGUCAGAAAACGACAAAAAAAUUACGUGAUCGGGAGAUUUGGGUUUUUCCAUAGCGGAAUCGGUGUACUGUCAGUGGAAGUGGUAGAGGUGGUGAUGGCGGAAACGAAGGCGAUAGGGGUAGUGGGUGGCGGGCAGAUGGGCUCAGGUAUCGCCCAGACCGCUGCCGUCGGGGGCAUCGAUGUUUGGCUUCACGACUCCGACGCCCAAGCUCUCAACAGAGCAAGAAAGUCCAUCUCCAGUUCCCUCCAGCGCCUUAUUUCCAAAGGCCUCCUCUCUCAGGGAGUAGGCGCUGAUGCUCAGCGUCGUCUUAAGUUUACCUCGAAUUUGGAAGACUUUCGAUCUGCAGAUGUUAUCAUUGAAGCCAUUGUCGAAUCUGAAGAUGUUAAGAAGAAACUGUUUUCUCAACUAGAUGGAAUUGCCAAGGCUUCUGCGAUUUUGGCUUCUAAUACAAGUUCCAUUUCCAUUACUCGCUUGGCAUCAGCUACCAUGCGUCCCCAACAGGUGAUUGGCAUGCAUUUUAUGAAUCCUGUUCCUACCAUGAAACUGGUUGAGAUUAUAAGAGGUGCGGACACAUCAGAUGAAACAUUUGUGGCAGUGAAAUCCUUGGCAGAGCGGCUUGGAAAGAUUGUUAUAUGCUCUCAAGACUACCCUGGAUUCAUUAUAAAUCGGAUUCUUAUGCCUAUGAUAAAUGAAGCAUUCUUCACUCUCUAUACUGGGGUGGCAACAAAAGAGGACAUUGAUGCAGGGAUGAAACUGGGUACAAAUCAGCCGAUGGGCCCUUUAGCGCUUGCAGAUUUCAUUGGACUGGAUGUCUGCCUGUCAAUAAUGAAGGUCCUUCACGUUGGUCUAGGGGACAGCAAAUAUGCUCCAUGCCCUCUUCUUGUGCAGUAUGUUGAUGCUGGUCGCCUGGGAAAGAAACGAGGUAUUGGUGUGUAUACUUACCGUAAAGUACAACCAUCACCUCGUCUCUGAAUGACGAUGUGAGACACACAAUGAAUCCUUUGAUCCCUAGCCAUCCACAAAGAAAAAAAAUGAGGUAGUCACUGUGUACACCUCCAAUAAAAAGCCAGCAGCUAUGAAACCAUUACCUUGAACAUUGAGCAGUCAAGCCAUGUAUUAUGUGGGAAUGAGACAAAAUAAAUACUUAAUUUUUCCUUGUGUGGCUAUUCAAGCUGUUCAGAAAGACUCUGCGUAAUAAUUUUGGUAGGAUUAGAGUGGCAUAUGGCAUUACCAAAACUUUCCCAUUAUGCACAUACAAAUACAUCCCUCCCCUUAGGUAAAACUCACUUAUGCUGUCAGGGAUUUCUCAGGGAUUGUGUGUAUGUAAUCAGAAAAGAAGAUGGGAUUGAACUUGGUAACUUCCCAACAAUGAACACAUACAUCUUCAAUCAUUUAAGGUCUGAUUUCUUCAAGGAUUCCAGCAGGCUGAGUACAGUAUUUGGCCCAUCUAUUACAUUGUCGCAUUUUCCCCUUGAUGAUGAAAUUGAACUAAGGACAUACCUGUGUGCACAGUUUGUACAAGGAUAUCCAAUUCAUGCGAAGAUCAGUUCUGUCUCUUUCUCUUUCUCUAAAA
This is a messenger RNA of Macadamia integrifolia, 1655 nucleotides long. RefSeq names its product 3-hydroxybutyryl-CoA dehydrogenase. NCBI's taxonomy places the organism in Eukaryota, Viridiplantae, Streptophyta, Magnoliopsida, Proteales, Proteaceae. Gene Ontology annotation, biological process: fatty acid metabolic process. The transcript is spliced from 4 exons. The coding region runs from base 176 to 1054 and encodes 292 amino acids. Gene Ontology annotation, molecular function: oxidoreductase activity, acting on the CH-OH group of donors, NAD or NADP as acceptor; NAD+ binding. The record is from RefSeq and is a predicted model, not a curated record.